Molecule: messenger RNA, 5113 nt
Organism: Nanorana parkeri
Lineage: Eukaryota; Metazoa; Chordata; Amphibia; Anura; Dicroglossidae
Gene: NCOA2
Product: nuclear receptor coactivator 2
Exons: 23
Coding region: 183-4787 (1534 amino acids)
Biological process (GO): cellular response to hormone stimulus; positive regulation of transcription by RNA polymerase II
Cellular component (GO): nucleus
Molecular function (GO): nuclear receptor binding; protein dimerization activity
Source: RefSeq, a predicted model, not a curated record
UUUUCUGCCAGGGUCGGGGAAGAUGGAACCGUAUUCCAGUGGGAUUUAGACGCAGGCUGCUAAGCGGUGAAAGUUGGAAGAGCUAAUGAAAUAAUGUCUGAAUUUCACAUUUUCUGUGACAACAUUAGGACAUUUCAAGAGGCAGUUCAAGUCUAAGGAAAAGUUGCUGAUAUGUGUUCAAGAUGAGUGGAAUUGGAGAUAAUCCCUCGGACCCUUCCAGGGUGGAGCAGCGGAAGAGGAAAGAGAGCCCAGAUCAGCUUGGUCCCAGCCCUAAGCGGAGUACAGAGAAGCGGAACCGCGAGCAGGAGAAUCGAUACAUUGAGGAGCUUGCCGAGCUGAUUUUCGCUAACAUUAACGAUAUUGACAACUUUAACUUUAAACCCGACAAAUGUGCAAUCUUGAAGGAAACUGUGAAGCAGAUUCGACAGAUCAAAGAGCAAGAGAAAGCAGCAGCUGCAAAUGAGGAUGAAGUUCAGAAAGCGGACAUAUCCUCUACAGGCCAAAGUGUCAUAGACAAGGAUGCACUUGGGCCCAUGAUGCUGGAGGCCCUGGAUGGGUUCUUCUUUGUGGUGAACCGUGAAGGGAACGUCGUGUUUGUCUCUGAGAAUGUGACUCAGUAUCUCCGGUACAACCAAGAAGAGCUAAUGAAUACCAGUGUAUAUAACAUUCUUCAUGUUGGAGAUCAUAACGAGUUCAUCAAAAACCUGCUGCCAAAGUCUUUAGUGAAUGGGGGACCUAGACGUAAUAGCCAUACUUUUAAUUGCCGUAUGCUGGUGAAGCCAAUAACCGAGUGUGAAGAAGAGAACCCCGAUGGACAAGAAACUAACCAGAAAUAUGAAACUAUGCAGUGUUUUGCUGUAUCCCAACCAAAGUCCAUUAAAGAGGAAGCAGAAGAUUUUCAGUCCUGCUUGAUUUGUGUGGCAAGAAGAGUACCUAUGAAAGAGAGGCCUGCACCGCCUCCAUCAGAAACAUUCUCAACACGUCAGGACUUGCAAGGUAAAAUAACCUCUCUGGACACUAGCACUAUGAGGGCACUAAUGAGACCUGGUUGGGAGGAUUUGGUGAGGCGGUGUAUUCAGAGGUUCCAUGUCCAACCGGACGGCGACAUUUCUCACAGCAAAAGGCAUCAUCAAGACGUUCUCAGGCAAGGGCUCGCACUGAGUCCAAUAUACCGAUUUUCAUUGUCGGACGGCACGAUUGUUGCAGCCCAAACAAAGAGCAAGCUCAUCCGCUCCCAGAAUACGAAUGAUCCUCAGCUCGUAAUAUCCAUACAUAUGCUUCAAAGAGAACAGAAUUUGUGUGGAAUGAAUCAGGACUUGGCUGGACAAAGUAUGGGAAAGCCGAUGAACCCUGUCUCCAGCAGCCCGGCUCAUCAGACAAUGUGCAGCGGAAACCCUGGUCAGGAUAUGACCAUAAGUAGCAAUAUGAAUUAUGCCAUUAAUGGCCCAAAGGAACAAAUGGGCUUGCCAGCAGGCAGAUAUGGUGGUUCUGGGGGAAUGAACCAUGUCUCCAGCAUGCAAGCUGCCACUCCUCAGGGUAAUAACUAUGCACUCAAAAUGAAUAGCCCAUCACAGGGAAGUCCUGGCAUGGGCCAGGGACAACCUAGCUCUAUGCUUUCCCCAAGGCAUCGUGUAAGCCCUGGAGUGGCAGGGAGUCCACGUGUUGCACCCAGUCAGUUUUCCCCUGCAGGAGGUUUGCAUUCUCCAGUUUGUAGUAGCACAGGAAAUAGCCAUAGUUUUACCAACAGCUCUCUAAAUGCACUUCAGGCUCUUAGUGAGGGCCACGGUGUCCCCCUGGCCCCGCCCAUACCAUCACCUGACAUGAAAGGGGGUAAUUUACAAAAUACACCCAAUAAUAUGAACCCUCCUCAGCUCCGAAAGAUGGGCAGUGUGGACUCUAAAGACUCCUUUGGACUUUAUGGGGAGCAGUCUGAAGGUGCAACUGGACAAACAGAGAGCGGAAAUCGUUCAUCUGAGCAGAAGGAUUGUAACGAAAACAUGUCUUCUGCUGGGGACAAAAUGGAAGGUCAAAACAGAUUGCUGGAUAGUAAAGGUCAGACAAAACUAUUGCAGCUGCUCACCACAAAAUCAGAUCAGAUGGAGCAUUCUCCACUAUCCGGUAAUAUGGGAGAUACAAACAACAAAGACUCCAUGGGACAUUUUGCAUCCAAUAGUUUGUCUGCCUCAGCACAUGGAACCUCACUGAAAGAGAAGCAUAAAAUUUUGCACAGACUUCUUCAGGACAGUAGCUCACCUGUUGACCUGGCCAAGCUCACAGCAGAGGCCACUGGAAAAGAACUAAAUCAGGAGUCCAAUAGCACAGGCCCGGUCUCUGAGGUGACGAUAAAGCAGGAACCGGUGAGCCCUAAGAAGAAAGAAAAUGCACUACUACGUUACUUGUUAGAUAAGGAUGAUAGUAAAGAUAAUAUGGCAGAUAUUACACCCAAGAUAGAGCGAUUGGAUAAUAAGAUGGAUUCUAGCUGCAACAAAUUAACGGCUGUAAAAACUGAAAAAGAGGAGCCAGGCUUCGGGCCAACUGAUCAGCUUUUGUCGGGCAGUUCUGACUUGGACAACCUAGAUGAGAUUCUGGAUGACUUGCAGAACAGCCAGAUAAACCAGCUCACUUAUCCGGACACUCGACCUGAUGCUAACUCUGCUGAUAAACAAGCUAUCAUCAAUGACCUGAUGCAGAUCGCUGGUGAUAAUGGCACAGCCCUACCUCCUGGAGUCCAGCGGCAGCGAAUUCUCCGGAUGCCACAGCACUUGUUCAGUAACCCUCGUGCAGGACAGCUACCGCUUGGGAGAAUAUUACCAAACCAGAGUCUACAACUGGAGAUGAAUUUACAGAACCAGACCACUGCAGGAUCCUUCCAGCCAAUGAGGAAUACCAGCCCAUUCUCUGCCAUGCAGCCCACUGGGAUGAUGAGCAACCAAGGCAUGAUGGGAGGACAGGGAGGUGUUGGCAAUAGUAGUCCUGGGAUGAUGGGCGGUAAUGGUCCUCGACCAUCUUUACAAACAACAGAGUGGGGAUCACAGGCUUCAGGAGUCAGGGCAGGCUGUCCGACCACAAACAAUGCUAUGAGCCGGCCCAUGCAGGGCAUGAUUCGCAGCCCCACCUCGAAUAUGCCUAUGAGACCAAGCAAUCAGACAUGUCCAAGGCCUAUGAUGCAAUCGAAUGUUAUGAACAUGGGGGCUUCUGAGCUGGAUAUGAACAUGGCUGGAGCUCAAUACACCCAGCAACAGGCUCCUCCCAAUCAAACGGCACCAUGGCCUGACAGUAUUCUGCCUAUUGAUCAAAACUCUUUCAACAAUCAGAGCAGACAACAGUUUGGUUCACCUGAAGACUUGCUUUGUCAGCGUCCUUCAUCUGAAUCCCCGACAGAAGAGGGAAAUCUUCUGGAUCAGCUGUAUAUGGCACUGAGAAAUUUUGAUGGCUUGGAGGAGCUUGACAGAGCGCUCGGAAUUCCAGAGCUAGUCAGUCAGAGUCAGGCUGUUGAUCCAGAGGCAUUUCUCAGUCAAGAAUCAAACCUGAUGAUGGAACAAAAAGCAACUCUCUAUAACCAUGUGUAUGCAGCUCAAGGGCAGAUGCCUCAGAACAGCUAUGCUCAGAUGCCUGAUCCAAAUUUCCACCCUAUGGGCCAGCGUCCAAACUAUGGUAUGCUGCGCAUGCAGACACGACCUGCAAUGAGGCCCACUGGAAUGGUGCAGAACCAGCCAAACCAGUUAAGGCUCCAACUACAGCAUCGGCUCCAGGCACAGCAGAACCGACAGCCUAUAAUGAAUCCAAUGAAUAAUGUAUCCAAUAUGAACAUAGCAAUGAGGCCUGGGGUGCCAGCUCAGAUGAGAGAACAGGGACCCAUCAAUGCCCAAAUGUUGGCCCAAAGGCAGAGGGAAAUCUUGAGUCAGCAUUUACGGCAAAGGCAACUGCAGCAGCAACAGCAGCAACAGCAGCAGCAACAAGUGCAACACAGGGCCAUGAUGAUGAGAGGACCUGGACUGCAAAUGCCACCCAAUAUGGUGGCUUCUCCUGCAAUGCCAGGAUCAAUAAGCAGCCCUAGGAUACCACAAGCCAAUGCACAGCAGUUCCCCUUCCCGUCAAACUACGGUACUGGAAUUCCAUCCCCACCACCUUUCACCAGCCCUUUCUCCCCAGUGCCCCCCAGCCCUGGGUCACAGUCGCUCUCUCACAGCUCUUUGCAUGUCUCCCAGAUGAAUCUGGCUAACCAAGGGAUCAUGGGGAGUAUGGGAGGACAGUAUGGCCCUGUCAUGAAUUCCCAAAUUCAGCACAAUGCCUUCCAGUUUGCCAGCUCAGGAAUGAGCCAGCAGUCAGACCCCGGAUUCACUGGGGCAACAACCCCUCAAAGUCCAAUCAUGUCACCCAGAAUGGCUCAUACACAAAGUCCAAUGAUGCAGCAAUCACAGGCUAACUCUGCCUACCAGUCAGCAGACAUGAAUGGAUGGACGCAGUCAAAUAAUGGUGGGAACAGCAUGUUUUCACAACCUUCACCUCCACACUUUGCGCAGCAAGCUGGCACUGGCAUGUUUAACAACAAUAUGAACAUCAAUGUGUCUAUGACACCCAAUACAAGUAAUAUGAACACCAUGAACCAGAUGACUGGGCAGAUCAACAUGACCUCAGUGACCUCCGUGCCUACAUCAGGGCUGUCCUCUAUGGGUCCAGAGCAGGUUAAUGACCAGACUCUGCAAAGAGGCAGUCUCUUUCCAAACCAACUACCUGGGAUGGAUAUGAUUAAACAGGAAGGAGAUGCAUCACGGAAAUACUGCUGACCCAGAAGACUUUGAGGGUGUUUUUGUGUUUUUCCACUGACCAGUGGGAAGCUCUCUGUGGUCGUGUUUAUAGACUGGUGCCAGAAGCCAGCUUAGCAGCCCCUCGUCAAGGUGACCUCCUCUGCCUCUAGGUUGAAAAGCUGAAACUGUGUUGUCCGUCGUGCAGCCCCUCCCACAGGCAAUGCGGAACCAGAAUAUAGACAGGCGGCCGGUCUGUUCACUGCAUUCACCUUAGUGCAACUUAGAUACCUUCUGUGGAGUCAUUAUGGACAGGCGAAUUUCUUUGGACUUUCUCAAAUGAAUGUAUUUAAUUGUAUGUAUUUAAG